Molecule: messenger RNA, 450 nt
Organism: Mucor velutinosus
Lineage: Eukaryota; Fungi; Mucoromycota; Mucoromycetes; Mucorales; Mucoraceae
Exons: 2
Coding region: 1-450 (149 amino acids)
Biological process (GO): translation
Cellular component (GO): ribosome
Molecular function (GO): structural constituent of ribosome
Source: RefSeq, a predicted model, not a curated record
AUGUUUUCCUAUAGAACUAAGACUGUCAAGAAGGCUUCUCGUGUUGUCAUCGAAAAGUACUAUCCUCGUCUCACUUUGGACUUCCAAGUCAACAAAAAGAUCCUCGAUGAAGUCUCCAUCAUCCAAUCUAAGCGUCUCCGUAACAAGAUUGCUGGUUUCACCACCCACUUGAUGAAGCGUAUUUCUCGUGGUCCCGUCCGCGGUAUUUCCUUCAAGUUGCAAGAAGAGGAGCGUGAGCGUCGUGAUAACUACGUUCCCGAAUUCUCUGCUUUGGAUACCUCUCUCAUUGAGGUUGAUCCCGAGACCAAGGAACUCCUCAAGGCUAUCAACUUUGAGAACUUGCCUGGUGUCCAAGUCACCAACCCUGUUGCUGCUCAAGCUGAUGUCCGUCGUGGUCGUCGUGAGAACCGUGGACCUCGUGCUCCCCGUACUCAAACCGAGUCUGCUUAA